This is a messenger RNA of Athalia rosae (coleseed sawfly), 1048 nucleotides long. It is a transcript of the gene Trs33, whose product is annotated as trafficking protein particle complex subunit 6b. Gene Ontology annotation, biological process: regulation of GTPase activity; endoplasmic reticulum to Golgi vesicle-mediated transport. Bases 18 to 548 code for a protein of 176 amino acids. The record is from RefSeq and is a predicted model, not a curated record. Gene Ontology annotation, cellular component: cis-Golgi network; TRAPP complex; trans-Golgi network. NCBI's taxonomy places the organism in Eukaryota, Metazoa, Arthropoda, Insecta, Hymenoptera, Athaliidae. The transcript has 2 exons.
UCCGAUGAAACACUGAUAUGAAGCAGCAGGCUAUCGAUACAAAAACUAACUUCCCUGACUCAGGAGAGGCGGACGAGUCUCUUUUUGAAUAUUUACAUGCAGAAAUGGUUAAUUAUGUCUUAAGCAGGCAACCACCGAACAGCAAGGAUGGGGAAGAGGACCUUACACCUUUAGAAUCGAUGGGGUUUGCAGUUGGUUAUCGUAUCAUGGAGCGUUUGACCCGAGAGUGGUCACGUUUUAAGGAUGAGUUAGAAACAAUUAAAUUCAUAUGCACUGAUCUUUGGUCAAGCUUACAUCGAAAACAGGUUGAUAACUUGCGAACAAAUCACCAGGGAGUUUAUGUAUUGCACGAUCAUGCAUUUCGUCUAUUAACUAACAUCGGCGCUCCAAACAGCAGUCAAUAUCUGCGAGAAGCUCCACGUCUCUUAGCAUUUACCUGUGGCCUUCUACGAGGAAGUCUUGCUAAUCUCGGUAUCCUUAGUACAGUUACUGCAGAAAUAUCAACCCUACCUAGUUGUAAAUUUCAUGUUCAAGUUCAGAGGACUUAAUUUUUUUUUUCUCCAGAUUUGAGGACGUUAUUAUUGAUAAGUGUAUAAUGUAAUGUAACAGUGUACAAAAUUCGCAGAAUUUUCUAUUGGCACUAAAUUCGUGAAAAUUGCAACACAUUCAUCUAUGCGUUGACAGUGACCACUAAUACUGUAUCUUGUUAGAAACUCUGAUCAUCAUUGCAUCAACAACACAUUUCUUAAGUGUCAGUUAUGGGAACAAUAAAUGGUGAGUUGAAAAUAUGACCAUUCAUUGAUUUUUAACUGAUCAAAAGAAGGUAGUAAGGGUAAUUUUAUUCCUGUGAGAUAUCACUUUAUUGUAUAGCAUUGCAAACAUCGAUUCAUAUUCAUCACCCUUCAUGGCAAAAACGCAUACACAGAAUUGCGUUUAUAAUCAGUCUAGUGUUUUAUGUUCAACAAUGUAAUAUUGCACAAUAGAUGCAUAAAAAUAGCUAAUUUGUAAGUUGUAAAAAUCAUUGAAUAUAAUUAAUUAUUUGUUGAGA